This is a messenger RNA of Meleagris gallopavo (turkey), 798 nucleotides long. It is a transcript of the gene UNC50, whose product is annotated as unc-50 inner nuclear membrane RNA binding protein. Gene Ontology annotation, cellular component: Golgi membrane. NCBI's taxonomy places the organism in Eukaryota, Metazoa, Chordata, Aves, Galliformes, Phasianidae. The record is from RefSeq and is a predicted model, not a curated record.
GAUGCUGCCCACCACCUCCGUGGGGGCCCGCAGUCAGGGCAACGGCGCGCUCAGCCCCCGCGAUGCGGCGCGGCACACGGCCGGGGCCAAGCGGCACAAGUACCUGCGGCGGCUGCUCCACGUGCGGCAGAUGGACUUCGAGUUCGCUCUGUGGCAGAUGCUGUACCUGUUCACCUCCCCGCAGCGGGUCUACAGGAACUUCCACUACCGGAAGCAGACCAAGGACCAGUGGGCGCGGGACGACCCCGCCUUCCUGGUGCUCCUCAGCGUGUGGCUCUGCGUGUCUACUGUAGGAUUUGGAUUUGUGCUGGACAUGGGGUUUUUUGAAACGAUAAAGUUGCUGCUUUGGGUCGUAUUCAUAGACUGCGUAGGUGUUGGUCUCCUGAUAGCAACUCUGAUGUGGUUCAUUUCUAACAAGUACUUGGUAAAGCAGCAGAACAGAGACUAUGAUGUGGAGUGGGGAUAUGCCUUUGACGUUCAUCUGAAUGCCUUCUACCCACUCUUGGUCAUUUUGCAUUUUAUCCAGCUGUUUUUCAUCAACUAUGUCAUCAUACCUAAUUCAGUCAUUGGAUAUUUUGUUGGGAACACAUUAUGGCUGAUUGCAAUUGGCUAUUAUAUCUAUGUGACAUUCCUUGGAUACAGUGCAUUGCCCUUUCUGAAGAACACAGCUAUCCUUCUGUAUCCGUUUGCUCUUCUCAUUGUGCUCUAUUUGAUCUCAUUAGCAUGCGGAUGGAACUUCACCAAGAUGCUUUGUUCCUUUUAUAAGUACAGAGUGAAAUAAAAACAGGACUUCAUUUA